GACAAUAGCACCUGCAAACCAUGACUCUUACUGACAUGCCACGGUGACUAGGUUCCCGUUAAUGUAUAUGGAAUCCAGGGGAUCACUCCACACCUAAAGCUAUGAAGGAAUAGGAGUCACGCCUCUCUCCAAAGCAUGUGUGGCAGUCACAGCCUGAUCUACAAAUACAGAGAUCAGUACCAAGUUUCUGCAAGCAACUUCUUAUGUGUUUCCAGCCCAAAUGACUUUGCCUACCAUAGUGGAAUAUUCAACUCAUCAAACCCAAGUUGCCAGCACUAGCAUGCCUCAACCUUCCAAAGACAUGGACUACAGUCAUAGCCUUGAGCAAAUGAAUGGGGGUAUCUUCAAACCAGUAGAACCCCCAACACGGUCAACUGGCAGACUAAUUAUGCACAGCAUGGCUAUGUUUGGAAGAGAGUUUUGUUAUGCAGUGGAGGCCGCAUUUGUGACUCCUGUUUUACUAAGUGUGGGCUUGCCCAAGAGUUUAUACAGCCUUGUUUGGUUUAUCAGUCCCAUCUUGGGUUUCGUUCUCCAGCCAGUGGUAGGAUCUGCCAGUGACUACUGUCGAUCCCGCUGGGGGAGGCGUAGACCAUACAUUCUGUUUUUUGGAAUCUUGAUGGUACUAGGCAUGACGCUCUACCUUAAUGGAGACACAGCUGUGACCGCUAUCUUUAAGACUGCACCAGAGAAGAAGACUUGGGCAAUAGUUAUUACUAUGCUUGGAGUAGUGACAUUCGAUUUUGCUGCAGAUUUCAUUGAUGGGCCAAUCAAAGCUUAUUUAUUUGAUGUGUGUUCUCACGAAGACAAGGAAAGGGGUCUUCACUAUCAUGCUCUUUUCACUGGUCUUGGAGGCGCAUUGGGUUAUCUCACCGGAGCUAUUGACUGGGAAUCUACUUUCUUGGGGACACUCAUGGGUUCCGAAUUCCAGGUCAUAUAUUUCUUUGCAACUUUGGUAUUCCUUGUGCUCCUUGUUAUACACAUGUGCAGCAUUCCUGAAGUACCUCUUGAAGAUGACAAAGGAGAAACACAGUCCUUACUAAAACAUGACCAUUUAAAAGCCUAUGGGUUAGUAGAUAAAUCCCAAAAUGGAAUUUUGAAAACCUUAGAAGAGCAAGAUACAGCAGAGGAUACAGAUAUUCAGGUGCAGAAACGAAUGACCCUUAAAUCGCUGGUGAAUGCUCUCUUUACCAUGCCUGCUCAUUACCGCUACCUGUGUGUGAGCCACCUCAUUGGAUGGACCGCAUUCCUAUCUAACAUGCUGUUCUUUACAGACUUCAUGGGACAGAUUGUUUACCAUGGAAAUCCAUACGCACCGCACAAUUCUUCAGCAUAUCUGAUCUAUGAGAGAGGAGUGGAAAUUGGCUGCUGGGGCAUGUGCAUAAAUGCAAUCUCCUCUUCUCUUUAUUCCUAUGUUCAGAAAGCCCUUCUACCGUACAUUGGACUGAAGGGUCUGUAUUUUGUUGGAUACCUCCUGUUCGGGCUUGGAACUGGAUUUAUUGGAUUAUUUCCCCAUGUUUAUUCCACCCUGGUUUUGUGUUCACUUUUCGGGGUGAUGUCAAGUACCUUAUAUACCGUACCCUUUAAUUUGAUAGCUGAAUACCACAGAGAAGAGGAAUAUGAAGCGCAGCUACUUGGGAAGAAGGACAAAGAAAGCCGAGGAAAAGGAAUAGACUGCGCCGCUCUUACCAGCAUGGUACAACUGGCUCAAAUUAUCGUGGGUGUCGGCCUUGGAGUACUUGUCAGUCUUGCCGGGAGCGUUGUCGUGGUUGUAAUUUCUGCAUCAACUGUUUCAUUACUUGGAUGUUGUUUUGUAGCAAUUUUUGUCCGAUAUGUACAGUAAAAAAAUGUUAAUUUCAGACUAUUCUGUUUUAUUUGUGUGUGUGUGUAUAUAAAUUAGAAACAGGUGUAUGCAUUUGUGCCCCUAGUCUUCAAAGUCCAAGUCUAGUUAUUCCAGUAAAUUCAUAAAGCUUGACUGCGUCCAGAAUACUGGAUUCCAGAUCUAAACUGCUUCUUUCCACAAAGGGAAUAAAAAGGUGCGAUCAAAGCCAGUCUGGCGUUCACUGUCAAUAAUCCAGGUUAGCUAACCACUAAUUCACUCCCUACAUGGCAGCAAUGCUUAGUUCUACAUAUAAGAUCUGCUAGAUCAGAAAAAUUAUGGGCUAACAUCUGCGUGUAUGUAUUGGCAUGUGCGUGUAUGUAUGUGUGUACAUAUAUUUCCCUUUAAAAAUGGUUUCUGUCAAAUAUUACAUUGCAAACAUACCUAUAUAUUUGUUCAUGCUUAGAAUGUGAAUUGAAACUAUAAAAACACUGAG
This is a messenger RNA of Pelobates fuscus (common spadefoot toad), 2312 nucleotides long. RefSeq names its product solute carrier family 45 member 2 (gene SLC45A2). The coding region runs from base 221 to 1840 and encodes 539 amino acids. Gene Ontology annotation, molecular function: sucrose:proton symporter activity. The record is from RefSeq and is a predicted model, not a curated record. The transcript is spliced from 9 exons. Gene Ontology annotation, cellular component: membrane. Lineage: Eukaryota; Metazoa; Chordata; Amphibia; Anura; Pelobatidae.